Messenger RNA from Brettanomyces bruxellensis, 939 nucleotides. It is a transcript of the gene ILV6, whose product is annotated as acetolactate synthase, regulatory subunit. Gene Ontology annotation, molecular function: acetolactate synthase regulator activity. Gene Ontology annotation, cellular component: mitochondrial nucleoid; acetolactate synthase complex. Lineage: Eukaryota; Fungi; Ascomycota; Pichiomycetes; Pichiales; Pichiaceae. The coding region runs from base 1 to 939 and encodes 312 amino acids. Gene Ontology annotation, biological process: branched-chain amino acid biosynthetic process. The record is from RefSeq and is a predicted model, not a curated record. The transcript has a single exon.
AUGAUUAGACUUACUGGAAUUAAGACGGCCAUCCGGGGAAUUUCCUCGAGAGGAAUGGCAUCAACUUCGAUUUGUGCUAAAAACAUGAACAUUAUUAGAAGCUCAUCAUCUUCAACUUCUGCCCUUGCAUACAAAACUUUGCACAGAAACAGAAGAAUUCCAUCACUGCCUACAGUUGAGACGCCAGCCUGGAAUGCUGACUCAGCUGUUUCGUCAAUACUUUACGAGACACCAAUACCAUCAAACCUACCAAAGACUCAACAUGUCUUGAACUGUUUGGUGCAAAAUGAGCCUGGUGUUCUUUCUUUGGUUUCUGGUACGCUGGCCGCUCGAGGAUUCAAUAUUGACUCUUUGGUUGUUUGCAACACCGAGGUUAAAGAUUUAUCUAGAAUGACAAUUGUCUUGGAUGGACAGGAUGGUGUUAUUGAACAAGCCAGAAGACAGAUUGAAGAUUUGGUUCCAGUCUAUGCUGUUCUUGAUUACACGCACUCACAGAUUAUAAAGAGGGAGCUGCUUUUGCUCAGAGUUUCACUCUUGGGACAAGAAUACUUCCGUGAAUUGAUUGCUCACCAUAACCACGAAGGUGAAGAGGUUGAAGGAAAAAUCAGAAAGGAGAAGUACCAUCCAAAGAAUCUUCCACCUUCACAGGCUCUCAGACAGAAAUACGAGCACUUGGAUGCCAUCACGAGGCUCACAAAAGAGUUUGGUGGAAAAGUUGUCGAUAUCUCUGACAGAAAUUGUAUUGUCGAGUUGUCUGCAAAGCCUUCUCGUAUUAGUGCCUUUAUUGGCUUACUGCGUCCAUUCGGAAUCUUGGAGCUUGCACGUUCAGGUAUGAUGGCACUUCCAAGAACCCCUAUUGAAGGUACUGUCGAAAAUGGAACUGAUCCAAGCAAGGAUGCUGCUGAUGUUGUCGAUUCUACCCAAAUGCCUCCAAGUUAA